Chlorocebus sabaeus (green monkey) is the source of this 3829-nucleotide messenger RNA. It is a transcript of the gene TSSC4, whose product is annotated as tumor suppressing subtransferable candidate 4. NCBI's taxonomy places the organism in Eukaryota, Metazoa, Chordata, Mammalia, Primates, Cercopithecidae. The record is from RefSeq and is a predicted model, not a curated record.
UGCUGGUCAGCUGUGCCUCAGUUCCCACUGGAAGAGGGUAUAAUGAGGCACAUUGGGCCACCCACGGUCAUCAGGGCCUGAACUAGCUUUUCAGGUUUACUUUAGAAUGCCUUUGGCCAAGAGGUGUCCAUUCGGUUGGUUGGGGUUGCUUAGAAUUUUACUUUGGGUUUAAACCAGGGAGUAACUCCAGGUAGCAAGGGCCCUUUCUGGGAGGGUUCUCUGUGUUCUCUUUUGGGAGAGGCCCUGUGUUGCCUGCAGUCACUUCCACCAUGCCCCUUGGGCACACGAGGAGCACACAGUGUCAGUAGGUUGGCAGGAGAGGUCGGGCAGCCAGGGAAUGCAGUAUGAGAUGGGCUUGGGGUCAGGGCUGGGUAUGCUACAGGACUCCUCCUCCUCCUAAGGGAUGGCAAAGGAUGGACACACUGCCCCCUCCCGAGCAUUUGAGGGUCUCUGUCCGGCCCAUCUAUUUCCUGUAAGUGUUCCUUUGAAGAGCUGGUGGCUAAGGCCUGAGCCAUGUCUCAAAGGGGCUGGAGGGGAAGAAAGACCUCGUCCUACUAGGGAGCACACCCAGCCCCUCAGCGGGCGGUGGUUGGAGGGUGGACAGGCUCUGGGGCCAAGCAGCCCCUGCGCUACCCGUCCUUUUCCCUGUGUCUGAGCUCCUCCAGCCAAUGGGCUUGGUCUAGACUCUCCUAUCUUCCCCUACAUCGUGGGGUGGGGCUUGCUCUGGGUCAGGCUGCUUUUCCCUAGUUGCGGGGAGGGAGAUGCUGGCACAUUUAACUGACCCCUGGAGGAAAUGAGUGCCUGGGAAUUCAUGUCUAGGGCUCCCAGCAGCCUCUUUGCAGGCCAGUUUGGAAACUGUCCCCAGCCCUGCAUUUUAGGGGGUUACAGAGUCUCUCAACAGGCCCUCCUCCCCUGCUGCUCCCAACUUCCAAGCCUGCAAUGGUUGGGGUAACAGGAUGGUUCAAGGAGCCCCCUCUCUACUUCCACUAUGUUCCCUGUGGGGAGGGAAGAGCAGUUUAAGGAAUAAGGUAUCCCAAAGGCGCACAGCAGACUAGGGGCCGAGGAGUGGGUCCUGCUUCCCCUCCUUUUCUCUAGGCUGAGCCACAGCAGGUCCUUGAAUCCUAUUUCCCAGCGGAUGCCAGGACAGCAGGCCCUGGGGGAGUUCUCUCUCGAGCCUUUCAGAGGGACCAGAGGUCUAGCAGCCAAGGGGAACUCAGAUUCCUUGACUGUGUGGGGCAUGAACUCUCCCAGGUGAGAAGGGGCACAAGGUGCCAACAGGGCCCAGUGGCCAAGGGAGACGCGGCUUGUCGAAGGGAGAACCUGGGCCCUCGUCUUCCCUUUCAGGGCGGGCAGCUGACCUGCCCCCUGCCGUGGACAGGCUCCCAAGCAUGGCAGAGGCCAAACCUUCCCGGCUGCCACCCACCCAGCCACGCUGACUUGGAAGCUUGAGCGUUCAGCGGCCUCCAUCCUGCCCGGAAGGACCAGGGACUUGGCCCCGGCUUCCCCGCAGCGCCCUCAGGGGACGUCUCAGUGCCUCCCGGAGCCCGGACCAAUGCACCAGAGCUGAGGGCCCAGAGGUGUCAGGGUGGCCGGGCAAUUGUGUGAGGACGACGCCCCACAAGUUUGCGGCCAGGGCCCAGUAAACCCCUAGGGGUGGGAAAGCGUCGGCCCAGCCAGCGGGUAAAGCCCCCUUCACCCGUGACCCAGCGGCCACGACCCCGCGUCCUCAUCUCGGGCUGGGACCGCCUCUGCGUCUGGCCUGAGCGGGACCCUGGGAUCCCGGGGAGCCCCGCCUCGCUGCAUUAACUAAGCCCAGGAGGAGCGACAGUUACCGCUUCCGGUCAUGACCGGAAGUGCCGGGAACGGCAUUCGUUCUCCAUACGAGAUGAUGCACUUCCUGCCUGGGGCGGCCGCUGUUCUCGCGGUUUCCGGCAGGUGGCGCUGGGACCACGGGAAGCCGGCCCCGCUGUCGGUUAGCCGUCGAGCAUUCUGGGAAUUGCAGGCCUGGCCCCUCCUCUUCCUGUUCUUCUUGGUCAAUUCCGGUCUUGGUUCCCCAACAAAUGCCGUCGUUUCCGGGGCCGCUUCCGAGCCGGACCCAAGGGCCGGGGCGUAGAGUAGAGGGGCGGGCGCAUGCGCACAGGGCUACACACCCCGACAGGCGUCGGGAGUGGCAGCCCAGUGCCUUGUGGGAGUUGUAGUUCUGCAGGCGCGGGAGCCGCGGCGCUCGGCUGGCAGAGCACUCGGUUUCCCAGAGGGCUGAGCUAGCCGCACAGAGGUGCGGCGCCGACUAAGAUGGAGAUGGCCGUGCAUCCUUGAGCCGUUGAGCAGCUGAACAGCGGCGGUGCUGGGGCACUCCCAGGCCUGAGACGACCACGCCUGUGCCACUGAGGACCUUCAUCAGGGCUCCGUUCACCUGGCCCACUUGGCUGUCCAGUCACACUCCAGUGUCAACCACUGGCACCCAGCAGCCAAGAGAGGGGCAGUGGAUCUGCAGGGGAAACUCAUUCUCAAUACUGUUCCUCCUGAGAGACAAACUUCCUGGGCCGUUUUGGUUUAGGUGUGGCGUGGCCCUGGGGACCCAUGGCUGAUGCAGGGACAGGUGCGCCGUCCCCCAGCGUGGAGGGCGAGCACGGGACGGAGUAUGACACACUGCCUUCCGACACAGUCUCCCUCAGUGACUCGGACUCUGACCUCAGCUUGCCCGGUGGUGCUGAAGUGGAAGCACUGUCCCCGAUGGGGCUGCCUGGGGAGGAGGAUUCAGGUCCUGAUGAACCACCCUCACCCCCGUCAGGCCUCCUCCCGGCCACGGUGCAGCCAUUCCAUCUGAGAGGCAUGAGCUCCACCUUCUCCCAGCGCAGCCGUGACAUCUUUGACUGCCUGGAGGGAGCGGCCAGGAGGGCUCCAUCCUCUGUGGCCCACACCAGCAUGAGUGACAAUGGAGGCUUCAAGCAGCCCCUAGCACCCGCAGGCCAGUCUCCAGUGGAAGGCCUGGGCAGGGCCCGUCGGAGCCCUGCCUCCCCAAGGGUGCCUCCGGUCCCCGACUACGUGGCACACCCCGAGCGCUGGACCAAGUACAGCCUGGAAGAUGUGACCGAGGUCAGCGAGCAGAGCAAUCAGGCCGCCGCCCUGGCCUUCCUGGGCUCCCAGAGCCUGGCUGCCCCCACUGACUGCGUGUCCUCCUUCAACCAGGACCCCUCCAGCUGUGGGGAGGGGAGGGUCGUCUUCACCAAACCAGUCCGAGGGGUCGAGGCCAGACACGAGAGGAAGAGGGUCCUGGGGAAGGUGGGAGAGCUGGGCAGGGGUGGCCUUGGGAACCCUGCCACAGACAGGGGCGAGGGCCCUGUGGAGCUGGCCCAUCUGGCCGGGCCCGGGAGCCCAGAAGCCGAGGAGUGGGGCAGCCCCCAUGGGGGCCUGCAGGAGGUGGAGGCACUGUCAGGGCCUGUCCACAGUGGGUCUGUGCCAGGUCUCCCGCCGGUGGAGACUGUUGGCUUCCAUGGCAGCAGGAAGCGGAGUCGAGACCACUUCCGGAACAAGGGCAGCAGCCCUGAGGACCCAGGUGCUGAGGUCUGAGAGGGAGAUGGCCCAGCCUGACCACACUGGCCACUGCCAUCCUGCUGCCUUCCUAGUGGGGCUGGUCAAGGGGCAGCCUGGCCACUGCCCAGCUGGAGUGGGAGGAAGCCUGCAGGCUGCCUGUAGGUGGCACUGGAGGCCCUGGCUGCAGCUCUGGGCAGCGUCCUCCCAAGCAGAGACCUGCUGAGGCUCCUGGGGUAGUGGGCUGGAAGCACUGGCUUCCUGGUGGGGACAAUAAAGGUUGUGGGUCUUUCUCAGA